UUAUUCGACUGGACUUUGCCUUAAAAGUAUGCUUUUUAGAAAACAAAAUCCCAUGUGAUUUGUAGUCCAGUCUAAGUGUAAGAUACAACAAAAAUCAACCAAAACAAAUGCAGAAGUGAAAUUGAAAUAUCUGAACUUGAAACUUUGAAAUUAUGAUAAACUUUCAAAGUAAUCAUAUCAUUCAAAAUAGUAAAUAUGCGAAAGCAAAAAAAAACUUAAAUAACCUUAAAGAUGAACAUAUAAUUUUAGAAAACCUACAAAAAAAAUAAAAAAAUUUGAAACCUAAUAGGUGUUGAAAAUACUACGUAAAAGAAAACCAAACUAUAAACUCUUAACUUCAAAAAUAAAUAUUAAUAUUUAACAAGUAGCUGAAUCAAUAGCAGACAUUUUAAAUGUCAAAGCAAACUUCAAUUAGAAUUGCAAUAAAAAAACCACACAAAUAUAAAUAAAACCUUGCUGCUAUUAAAAUUGAAAUCAAAUGCCUAAAUAAAUAAUAGAAGAAAUUCCAAUCAACACGCAGUAGCUAAAUAAAUAUGAAGUGCGUGCAAACCUAGGAUAAACAAUGGCGUCCAAUAGUAUCUAAAAAAAUAUAUAUAUAUAUAUAUAGAAAACGUAGGAAGCAAAAUAACAACACAAGUGAAAGUAAACUUUGAUAAAUAUUAAAAUUGAGUUAAAUCAUAACAAAAGCAGUGGAACUACAAGCACAAUGUCUAUGGCAUUAUGCAAUUUAAAUGGUGACGGCUCUGCGGCGCAGUCGACGUCUCAGUCGCAGUCGCAGUCGCCGGCCGCAACCGCUGCAGCAGCUCCGUUGCUGCCUCACUCGCACUCGCACACGCUACAGCCGGAGAGUACGCCGCUGCUUUUGGGACACGAGCAGAGCGGCAGCGCUGCGCCAGAGGGCAGCGGCGGCGGUGACGUCACAGACGGAGCGGUAACAUCCAUUGAAAUGCCCACUGUUGUUGCCGACGAUGCCGGUGUACCGCCGCUGCCGCUGCCUCUGCCGCAGUCGACGCCGCAGCCGCUGCUUAUGGCACUGCCCGCCAAUUUAAACUUCAUUACGGGACCCACGACUCAGCAACUGAUGAUCGGUAAUGGCGCCAUGGGCGUAAUUCCCUCGACCAAUGAUAGCAACAAUAACAAUAACAACAACAACAAUGUGGACAAUACUAGCGACGAAUCGAACCCGGUCACCAUUUACAGGUGCCGGGCUCCCAUUGCGUCACUCGACUGUAUGGAGGAGUUCAGUGGUCGUUCGAUCAGUUUGGGCUCCAAUCCGGCGCUACCAUUGCGCCAUGGAUCCACACCAACGCCGGGACUGCGGUACAAGAAUCUGGGCAAAAGCGGGUUGCGUAUCUCGAAUGUGGGAUUGGGUACCUGGCCGGUAUUUUCGCCGGGCGUGAGCGAUGACCAGGCGGAGGCAAUCCUUAAGCUGGCCAUCGAGAGCGGUAUCAAUCUGUUCGACAUCUCGGAGGCGCACUCGGAGACGGAGAUCGGCAAGAUACUGCAGCGGGCGGGCUGGAAGAGGACCGCCUAUGUCAUCACCACGAAGGUCUACUGGAGCACCAAGUCGGAGGAACGUGGUCUCUCCCGGAAACACAUCAUCGAAUGUGUUCGUGCCAGUUUGCAGCGAUUGCAGCUGCAGUACAUCGAUAUCGUCAUCAUCCACAAGGCGGAUCCCAUGUGUCCCAUGGAGGUGGUGCGCGCCAUGAGCUACGUGAUACAGCAGGGCUGGGCAAUGUAUUGGGGCACCGCUCGAUGGAGCCAGGUGGAGAUCAUGGAGGCCUAUACCAACUGCCGCCAGUUCAACUGCAUCACGCCCAUUGUGGAGCAGUCCGAGUACCAUAUGUUCUGUCGCGAAAAGUGCGAACUCUACCUGCCGGAGAUGUACAACAAGAUCGGAGUGGGCCUCAUGGCCUGGGGUCCACUCUCGAUGGCCCUCAGCGACACCCAGAAUGGGGACAAGCUUUUCCUGCCCAAGGGCUCCUUCAAGACGAAGAGCUUCUCGUGGACCGAGGACGAGAUCAAUCGUAAUGCCGCUCUGUCGCCGCAGGGCAGUUGGGGUAAGGACCGGAUCGAUGAGGGGCGCCGCCACUGCGACCGUCUCCGCGACCUUGCCGCCCUCGCCGAGAAGCUGGGCUGCAGCCCCACCCAGCUGUCCAUCGCCUGGUCGCUGAAACAUGAGCCAGUGCAAUGCCUGCUGCUGGGCGCCACAUCGGCGGAGCAGCUGCACCAAAGUCUGCAGUCGUUGCAGCUGCUGCCACGACUCUCAUCGAGCGUUAUGCUGGAGCUGGAAAGGAUAUUGGAAAACAAGCCGGUGCGGCCGCCGAUGAUCUCGACCUUGGCGCUCCGGUGACAAUCAGCGUGCCCGCAGGGGCCGCUCAGCCUGAGCGGUGGCGGACCCUGCGGCGCCGAUUCGCCCAAGCACGAGGAUGAGGCCUUCAUCGAGGAGGUGGACGCUGCCAAGGACGCUGCCAAGCAAGGCUUCUGCCUCAUCCAGUGACAAAAGGAGUCCUUAGAUAACGAUAAUAAAUUUUUGAAAGUGAUUAGCAGUAAAACUAGCCUAAGUAGCAAUACCAUGACGACAACAAUAAGCAAGCAGGAGCAGCAACAGCAGCAGCAGCAGCAACAACAGCAGCAACAUCUCCAGCCUCAGCAGUAUGUGCAACUACAGCAGCAACAUUUGAUGGCCAGCGGCAGCACCAGCGAUUCGGCGGCAGCUGUUCCCAUUGCAGCUGAACUCCAGUUCGACUCCCUGAAUAACAAUAACAACAACAACAAUAAUAAUACCAAUGGCAGUCCGGAACAGGCACUGCCCACCAGCGAUGAACGCCAAAAACGUCGCUCCCUGCUCAACUUUAAGUCCCUGGACUUUCAUCUAAAGUCCCUGUACAGUGGCCUACGGAGUAACUCAGGAACAACUCCACCCAGUCAACCGAAUAGCUCUGUUCCGGCGGUGGAUCAGCCGCAGCGUAGAAUGCCCUAUUUGCGGGUGGAGAGUGUUGAUCCCGAGGAGCCAAGAGGAUCAGUUCUGCCCGGACAUUCGCCCAGCUUUCUGUCACCCUACAGUGGCGUUGGCGGUGGAGCCGGAAGCCUGCAGUUGCCCUCAAACGAUGGAGGCACCAUCAGGAGAUCCUCAACAUCCGACAUUGUUAAUUGCAGACGGGGAGGGGGAGCAGGGGGAUCGGGCGGAGGAGCAGCCUCUGCCCAGGACAGCAGGAGGCCGAGCACAUCGGAUUUGCUCAGAAAGGCAAGGGAACGAAAGGGCAGUGAGGCCAGGAUGGGCAGAAGUGUCUCCCACAGUGGGCUAACCAGGGGCGGACCCGGCGGAGGAGGUGGUGGCCUGGGCGGGAGACGAACCAGCAUGGCCUUCUAAAAACAGAAAUAAUAGUGAAAAAAAAAAAAACUAUGGAAAAAAAAACUUAAGCAAUGAGGUAUGGCGAAAAAAAAAACUGUUGAUCAAAUCUGAAUCAGAAAUAGGCUGACAAAAUGGCGCUUAUGAAUUUUUAUCUAGUGAAAAGAAAAUUAAAAAAAAAAGAAAACAAGAAAAAAAUAACAAUAAUAGAGCAGCUAUUAAGGAACGACUUUUUUUGUGGAUCUAUUAUCAUUAUAAUUAUAUUAUAUGGUUACUACAAUUGCGCCUCGAAAGAACUAAAGUUAGUAGAUAAAUUAAAGCAAGUAAUGAACAGAAACAUAACAUUUCAUCUCUCUUAAACUCUGUAUCUCUCUCUCUCUCCCCCACUCCCGGCAAAUUUAUAAUAUAUAUAUAUAUAUAAAUAUAUAUUUAAAGAACCCCCAACUUUUAUGACAAUAUUAGAACCUAACUAUCGUGUACUAUCGUUAACUAUCGCCUGGCAAAAGCUCUAAAACUAACCUGCGUUCCAACCCAAAAAACCAACAAUGAUUCAAGAUCGAUCCAUUAUAUCACCGCACUGUGAGAGUUCAUAUCAAGCGAGAAGGAUAAUGUAUGGAGGAUAAACGAUGAAGGAUACCCAAAUAUGUACUAUCCUAUGGGAUAGUGUCUUUUUCAUUAAUCGAUUUGUAGACUUAACGAGUGUUAAACGAUUGUUAACGAUUGACUUGAGGCGAGGCGCUGAAUAAAAUGAUCGAAGCGAAUAGCGACUAAAGAUUACUACAUAUAUACGAAACAGCAAUGGUGUGCUCGUUGUAUGAUUAAAUUUUAGCUAAACUAAUGAACAAAUAAAUGAGUAUAAAUAAAAACUCAAAUGGAAAACAAAGAAACAAUUCAAAUCAAAUCUUAUUAAAUAGACAUUACUAGCAUUAUGUAGUUAAUUAAAUAACAAUUCAAGCGAAAUUUUUUUAAAUCAACAAACGAAAAACAAAGCAAAUGCCUUUCAUAACAGCAACAACAACAACAACAAAUUUAUAUUUUAAAUAUAUGCAGUAUAUAUAUAGAUAUACACAAACACACACACAUACAUAUGUGAAAAUAACGAAAGCGAUGAAAUAAAACAAAGCAGCAACAAAUUGUUAUUAAUUAAUUGUAGUCCAUUAUCCCGAUGGCCCAUAUCCCAUAUUUCAUAUAAGUGAACAAAACAAAAAAAAACACCAAUAUAGCAAUAUGUAGGAUAUACAUAUAGAGGAGUUCCCGAAUACCAUGUAUUUUAUCAUCAUUAUCGAGUACAUAUAUAAAGUCUUUCUCACAUACGGACUGUGAUUUCAUAUAAAAGUAAACGUAAAAGUAAACAAUUAAUUAUUAUAUCUAACCUAAUGUAAUUAAAUGCUAAGUUCAUUCGAAAGAUCUUACAGAUACACACACACACACACACACACACACACACACACACACACAUUGCCCCCAAAAACACGCAUGUAAUUUGAGGAUCUGUUUAAGAAAGCAGAAGCAUAAAUAGCAAUUUUCAAAUCGAAUGGCAUUAUAUACUACUGAUACUCUACAAUUAAUUAACCAAAUGCGAUUGCCUUAAUAAAGAAUAAUGAAUUAAAAACAUUGGAUCUAAUCAGAUCGUAUCGGAUCAGAUCGGAUAUAACCCAGUCGGGGGGCCGGUUUCCUCAAACUUCAGUUCCAGAUCGGAAUACAUUAUAUAUACACGCAUCCAUUCGCAUAUAUAUUCCCCGCACUGUUGCUUGAGAAAUCGCCCCGCGCAAAGAAAUACAAUAUAUGUAUACAUACAUAAAUUGGUUUAGCUCCAUCGGAUCACUCAGAAUAAAUAUAUAUACAUAUAUAUAUAUAUAUAUAUAGGGAAUACUUAUAUAUACGAGAGUAAUUGCAUUUUUUAGUAAGUAGUUAAUCCGUCCUCAACAAACGGCCAACCAAAAAAGCAACAAGUUUUUGCGAUCGGGCGCUGCUCAGUUGAUAACCCAUAGCAAAAUUUCCAAAAUAUUGAAUAUUUAAAUUCAGACAAAUUCGAAAAUAUUUGAAACUUUAACUUUAGAUCAUUUUCGAGCUUUUCAAUUGCAGAGCAUUGUAAAGAUUAGAGUUUGUUAUUUGGAGGUUGUGAUAUUAAUUGAAAAAUUGCUGAAAAAAUCAAAUACAUAUCUGCAAAUGGGCGAAUUAUGUUACUUUGAUACAUUUUUAUGUGUUGAGCUCACUAAAGUUCAAACUAAGCGUUAUUGAGCAAUAUCCUUAGCAAUAUUAGCCAUUAGGUUGAGCAAUUAACUUGAUUUCUUACUGCAUAUUUAGUUAUAUAGCUACAAGUUAAUUAUGUAUAAACAUAACUAGAAUGUGUAUUUCGCUUUGUAAGGCUUAAAGAGUAGUUUAUACCUUUAAAGCUUCUGCUUAAUUUAAAUUGAAAGUCACUAUGCUGAACGGGUAAUCAAUUAAAAAAGCAGCGCCUGUCGAUAGAUCCAAUCAUCAAUUGUGGCCAAGCCCCCUAAAAAGUAAUACAAACAAAAAAAAAAAAAAACAGCCACGUCGUGUGAACCGGAAAGCAAUAAUUCAAAAUGCUGCUGAAAAACAGUUCGACUAACAAAUUGAUGUACAUAUGAUCACAAGCAAAGUAAAGAAGAAGCACAUACACGCAGUUGCAUUAUGAGAUUAAUUUUAGUCUGUUGUUAUCGCAAUUAUUAUCACGAUUAUUAUGAUUACGAUUAUUAUUAACACGUAGCUAGUUAAAUCGAAUGAGAAUCAGCAAUUUAUCUGCCUAAGCCUGAAAGUAACCACAAUUACACUCACACCCACACUCAUUACACACACACACACGCACACACACACUCCCUUACAAAUACACUGACAAAAAGAUGAAAAAAAAAAGCAACUGCUAAUGCAGCAAACAAAAGCAAAAAUGUAACGGAAAGUAUUAAGAAGCGGGGAAGUGUAGCGUUUAAAUCUAGAAAACAAAAUUUUACUUUACAUCAAAACAGAAAUAUUUAUAACAAUUGCAAUAACUAACAAAAUGAGAGGCGAUAAAAUGGAAGCAUAUAUAUAAUAAUAUAUCUUAAAAUUAUUUUCUUAUCGAAACUGGCAAUAAUAAAUAUUAAUAUAAAUUUAAACAACUAAAUAAUUAAACUAUACACGCGCGAGAACUUUGUAAGUUAACUUUGCAUAGAUGACACAUUUUGGAUCGAAUUACACUGAAUGAAAGGCUCGCACACACGCCAAGCGUUUACACACACACACACACACCAACACACACACUCGAAGACAGACAGUCGCGCAGGAAGUUCGAUCAUCAUUUACCGUUAAUGCACCAGUGUACACACACCUACACACAAGAAAUCAGCUUUACUUUAGAUUUUCGAUAAUUAAUUGCAGGGUUGUCGCCUAGGGUUGCUUAGAAAUCGAUGGGAGAAUCCAAUUCAGACGCUUGCAUAUAGGCGUAGAUAAGAAAAUAUAUAUACAAAGUACAUACAUAAACAAGCAAUAUCGCAAUAGCGCUCGUAUUAUUUCGCUAAGUUACUAGAAAACCGAAUAAUAAUAAAACAGACAAACCUCUUUGAUUACCGUACGUAUAAAAUGCAAGAAAUGCAAUUUGAGGGCAAAUUGUUUACACUUCACUUUUAAAGCCACAUUUAAUACUAAUAUUUCGAAAAAAGCUAAUUAAAAUAGGUUAUAACAAUAACGAACAACAACAACAACAAGAACAAGUGGAUGAACAACAACAAGAACAAACAAUGAACAGCAAAAAAACAACACAGCUAAAAUACUGAAAAAUUAUAUAAAAAUACAAACUCUUAUCUUUCAACCAAAGAAAUCGGUGUUUUUCAUUACUUAACUCGCAUCUUACAGGUAUUUCUAGUGUCUGUUUUGAUUUCAACUUGAAAUUAACAAAGGUUUUGAGAAUAUUGAGUUCAAUACUCCAAAGCCCAUCCAUUUUGAAAAAAUUACAAAAUAACAUAUGUAUUCGAAAUAUGUACCACUCUGUCAUCACAUUGUGUCGGUAUGUAAAAAAGCCAUCGCCUGCGGAAUUUUGGUAAAAAAAACAUUUCAAUCGACACAUUUAAACAGAUAUGACAGAUAUCGUAAACCACAUUUUUGGAUUACAUAACCCGAUUUCGGACCACGCGGCACUGCCCAUUGAUUAGUUGGCGACUAUUUGCACACACCACGUCAAAUCGAACGCAUUAUGGUAAUUCCCCCCAAUUCCAUUCAGAUUCCGAUUCAGAGAGCCCCGGACUCUGGGAACCCGACACGAGAUGCUGUGACAUCCAGCGUAUAAACAACACUUCAAGUCCCACUGUGCACACAACAACAACAACAACAGAGAUGGGUGAUUACAAUACAAACGCUUCGAAAUGCACAGUGGAAUGUCAAAAGAUUGGUCAAAACUUUGGCGAAAUCAACAAUGGACAUAUAUAGCGAAAUAAUAUCAUUAUUUAUUAAUAUUUAAGUAAUAUAAAGUAUAUAAAUUCUUGGGAAUGUUUAAUGAUAACUUUAAUGAAACAUUUAACACCAAGCAUUUAAAAUUAUAGAUUCCGGCUAUUGCCCACAAGCAUUUGGGCCAUUAAAAAAAAUGUUCAAGCAAAUCGUCUCCACCAUGCAUCAUGCACUUAAUUACUCUUUUACUUUCGAUCAUAAUCUUGCACUUUUCGGACCCAAAACGAAGUAUGUAUUUGUAACCAACCAUCCAUUAGUCAGCUUAGUCUAUGGUCAAUUAAUUUCGUUGGAUCUGCAGAAGUUCAACUGUGUUAUGGUUACUUUUUUUUUGAACUGCAACUGAUAUUAAAAACGAAAACUAAAAAAAAACCGUGCUGGCAACGGGUCAUCGGCGAAUUGGGCGGUGGGAGGGCCGAGUGGGAAAGAGAUGGGCAAUGUGGGCUGCGCAUGCGCAAUAGCGCGCAUUAAAUAAUUUAUACAAAAAUGCACAGAAAAUUAACAAAUUUGAAAACGCUGUUGCAUGAUAUAAUAAUCCGGCUGCCUGGGAUUCCGAGAUGCCAAUCCAUGAGCACAGCCACUGGCCCUUCCCAGCCCAAAAUAUCUGUUGCAAUACAAGCAUGUAUACUGGGCGAAAAGUGGGUCAACAUUUCUAUGCUUU
This is a messenger RNA of Drosophila melanogaster (fruit fly), 8450 nucleotides long. RefSeq names its product hyperkinetic (gene Hk). The transcript has 7 exons. Gene Ontology annotation, cellular component: cytoplasm. Gene Ontology annotation, biological process: potassium ion transport; potassium ion transmembrane transport. The record is from RefSeq and is marked reviewed. Gene Ontology annotation, molecular function: voltage-gated potassium channel activity. Lineage: Eukaryota; Metazoa; Arthropoda; Insecta; Diptera; Drosophilidae. Bases 707 to 2353 code for a protein of 548 amino acids.